This is a messenger RNA of Nerophis lumbriciformis (worm pipefish), 971 nucleotides long. It is a transcript of the gene tmem263, whose product is annotated as transmembrane protein 263. NCBI's taxonomy places the organism in Eukaryota, Metazoa, Chordata, Actinopteri, Syngnathiformes, Syngnathidae. The record is from RefSeq and is a predicted model, not a curated record.
AUGCAGUGUGUAACAGUCAGUGUGCGUGUGAGUGUAUCGCAGGGAGGAGGGGGAGGCGAGUCAUCAUGUCCGCUGGAAAAACAACAACCGACGGAGGCAACACUUUCGUCGUCUGCCUCCGUUCCCGCUGACAUUCGUCCAGAUAUUUCCCCCUCUUAUCAUCACAUCUCAGCGUUCCGGUUCGCCACGAGAUGAGUCAGGCUGAGCAGGUGCUUGAGGUCACACCUGCUAACCUCAGUGAUGACCCAGUGGAUUCAGACACCCUCAAAGAGCACCCUCAGACGGGCAUGCUGGGCAGGUUGGCAGGGGGCUUGUACGGCGCCACCAAGGGGGCUUUAGGAGCGACCGUGGGCGGCGUGGCCUGGAUCGGCGGGAAGAGCCUGGACCUCACAAAGACGGCCGUCUGCUCGGUGGCCGCCGUGCCCGCGGCCGGCGUGGGCCUGGUCAAGGGAGGAGUGUGCGCCGUCGCCGGCGGCGUGACGGCCGUGGGCUCCGCCAUGGCCAGCAAAGUUCCCAUGGGAGGAGGCAAAAAGAAGGACAAGUCCGACUGAGGGCACCUUACACACAAGACUCAAAUCUGUUUCGGUGUGGGUUCUGUCCCUUGUGUGUUUACUCCCAAUCAUCAAGUGCAAAAUAAGAGCGAGGAAAGACUUUGUUUGCUGUGAAAGGAAAACACAUUUCUUUUCACCGUAGGUGUGAAGUGGUCCAAAUAAAGGUGAUUUCACUGCACCAGCAAACCUUGAAUCUCAGCAGCUGGACAAUCAUGACUGAGCAGGUCAGUACAGUACAUUCCCCCGCCUAUACAGUAUGUCAGUGCGUGUGGGCGACCUCUAGUGGCCAGAGUAGGAUAUGCAACCUGUUACAUGUCUCACUACCAUGUUGCUGCUUUUCAACGCCACACAACGAAAGCAUUGUAUGGCAUUUUGGAAGCUGACUUGUCAUGUUGGCAAUUUAAUAAAUUGUCAAAUCAA